Molecule: messenger RNA, 3465 nt
Organism: Scedosporium apiospermum
Lineage: Eukaryota; Fungi; Ascomycota; Sordariomycetes; Microascales; Microascaceae
Exons: 4
Coding region: 1-3465 (1154 amino acids)
Source: RefSeq, a predicted model, not a curated record
AUGGCGACUCCAGCUCACAUAUCUAGCCCGGCUUCUCCGCCCACUUUCAAUAACAUCCAGGAUUCUCACAGACCGGCGACCAGCCUUACGAGAUCCGUGCCUCAGGGCAUCGGGAACGUGGAAGUUUUGGCUCUAGGGUCAUCUCAAUUGAAGAAUGUUUUAUACACUGCCUACCAUGAAAAGGGAUUCCCUCAAAGGACUGCACACAUAACCUUGGUUGAUUCGUUCGAGCUCGAUAUAGUUGUGAAUGCCGUUUUCUUGACUCUCGUUCAUGAUCAUGGAAGGCAGCUCCAAGAAGCCGACUUAGAGGAUCUCUGGCAAAUUCUCAGUUAUGCCUCAGUCAGCAGGAAGGCACACGACAAACUUGUCCAACAUCUAAAGAAACUCGCCGCGGCGGCAAAGUCUCUCUCAGCGUGGAAUGAGAGCCCGUACUCGAAGUCCGUCCGGUUCGAGGAUGAGCCUUCGCGGAGUAUCCUCGCAGCCCACAUCAACUCUGUCAUCCCUGCCGUGGAGGCAGAUGCGAAAUCGGAAAGAAUAGUCGAAACACCGAAUCUAGGCCAAGCAAAGGAAAAUGAUGAGAUAAACCGAUAUGUCGCAUCCGCCGCGCCUCUAUCACAGCAGGCUAGGCGCGAUGUCUGGUCGUCAUCCCAAGAUUUUUUCGCCACAGGAACGCUAUCCCCUGCUUCAAACGACACACUUCCGAAUCCUCUGUACUUCAGUGGUCCAAAGGCCCUAUACCUCCCGGAAAAUCCCCUUGUGGGUUUUCACUUGGCCACCGCUUUCACGCCUCUGACCGAGUUGUCACCCCUACGGCCCCUGAUUACCGACGAUGAGUCAAACAAAGCCCCCUCAUCGGCAAAGGUCUGCUUUACGGAAUGGACACAUGCACUUGCGGAAGCGUUAGGCCAGACUUUGACGCUCAGCCUCGUGUAUGCCGACCCGCAUUCCUAUCUCGAUUCGCUACAGCACCUUGUCCUGGGCGGCCAGGAUCCGUCUCACUACCGGACAGCGUACUCCUCGGGACCGCUUCAAAUCAGUUCUGCCGCCGUGAGGGAGUUUGACGUGAUUGAUGCUGUCCAUGUCACCGGGAAUCGAUUACGCAUAUUCCUGACUCUGGCGUCUGCUUCGCCCUUGCUCAAGAAGCAGCCCUGGGCAACCGUUUUCACCGAGUUCAACAUACGGAUGGGCGAGAUGAGAGAGAAUCCCCUUGAGGAUAUCCUCUAUGGUGAUACACACUCCAUGUGCCUCUUUCUAGGACUCAGUCCUCCGGAAAUCAUUACCAAUUCUAGCUCUACCUCGAUUGUCGACGACGUCUUGCUCGGCGUUGAAAAUGGAGUCGCGCUUGGAAACCAGACAAGUCCAAUUUACUACCGCCUUUCCUGGAAGCACAAUUAUGCAGUAUCGGGCGAAGCAUUCCCGAACCUACUCAACAUGGCGGUCGACCAUCUCUUCGAUUUCUUGAUGGAGCUCGAUCACAAGAUGUAUGAUCUGGGCCAGCGGCACUUUGAGAAUCUCCGGACUAGAGGGCCCAAUGGGCUAUACAGGAUCGGCCUCCUUGCCCCGUUUAUCCAGGCCGCAUCAAGACAUGUCGACUUCUCAGCGACGGAUCUUUGCAGAAAACUGUUGGAUCAAGCGCCGAUGGAGGGGAGACGAGCCGGAAUAUCAGAAGAACUCCCGGAACUUGCGAUCCAACUCCAUACUAGGGGCAUCUAUUCAGCCCCUUAUCUAGUGGAGCCGGUAUCUCUCACGUCCGAAGACGAUGCGUUGACCCUUCCGAAUGUGGCCGCGGUCAAUGUCGUUGUGGAUGACUACAGCCAAACGCAAAACUUCUUCGAGGUCGCCGAGCUUGACACCAAGUCUAUCUUAUUUGAAGCCCGAGUUAUUCACGGCCCCUCCAAAUUCGAUCUCUUCAGAGAUCUACAGGUCAUAUCAGCUAGCGCUCUAGAAACCUCACUUUCGUCGAACCCACUGGACUUCAAAGAGAAUAGCCUGAGGAUUCGCACCGGUCCAACCAAGCACACCAUCUUCUCAUUCUGGGUGCCAACUUCAAUCCUUACCAGCGACGAUGUAGAGAUCGAACUCAUUGGCUCUCCCCAUCCUGUCGUCGAUACCAUGUACGGUAUCACAAUUGCCAGAGGCAGACUGUCUGGUUCACUGGCUGGAUCCGAGCCAAGCUUUGUCGUCACUCCACAACUGCCGACGUCUACAGAAGACGCGAUCGCUUUCAGUCGCAACCCUCCCGUCAAGCAAGCUGCUCCCCCCACGAAACCACAAGACGCGGUAGAUUGGCAAGAGCCCGUUUCACUCCAGUUUGUGGCAGACGACAAGGUCGGUACCGUCGUUGCUCGCCAAAUCCUUCAUUCUGAGAAGGGCAGGCGACUACUUACCGAGAAGGCGCCAAUCACUCUCAGGCAGUCAAACCCCUUCUCGAUUGACAUUGUAUUUGGCAAGAAGAAGGAUGAAACGAUUUACACCAUCCAGUAUCCAACAACGGUCACGACUGUGGGUAGUAAGACGAGGAUCGCACGUAAAUCGGGUUAUGUCGAAGUUCUUGCCAAAUACCCCACCCAUGGAGUUACCCCAGCUCUCGCGGAUUUGGUAUUCCCCUCCACGUUGAGUCCGGACGCAGUACCCGUUCCUUUGAACUUGCCAGCGCUGAAUCUGGACAGCUUACCGGCCCUUGAUCUUUCGGAUGAAGCAGCUAACAAGUGGAUUACGACCCUGACAUCCUUCCAGUUCUCAUCCAGGGAAAGAGGUGAGCGGGAGCAAGCGAACGAGAAGACGGGAAUGACCAACUCUACAAGGGUCAACUUCAAAGAAUCACUCUUCUCCAUGUUUAUGACUUCCACAGGUCUCCAAGGCGGCCAGACUGGCCUGUUCGCACUUAAUCAACCGGGCGAAGAUGGCGUGCACAUGCUCAUCUUCGUCUCAGCCGUGCGCCUCGACUGCGCCUCCAACUCCGUCGUCCUCGACGCGGCCGUGAUGCCCAUGACGACCGACAUGCUCAAGAAUCCUGAAAUCGAGGGCUUCCUGCUCCUCCUGCGGACCCUGGAGAUCUGCAGCCUCGACGUCGACGAAGAUGAGCUCAAGACCUGGAAGAAGGCCCUCCCCGCGUUCGCCGAAAGGUGCCGCACGUGGGAGCACCUCCCCACCUGCGAGUACAAGGCUCCCAACGCCACCAUUCCCCUCAGCCUCGAAAAGGGUGGGCGCGUCCUCUGCAGCUGCGGUAAGGGAGAGAUUCCAGAACACUUCCUCAACCUCCCUGGAUGGCGCGAGACGGCUUCCAAGUACGCCGUGCGCAUGGCUAUUAGCCCGGCGUUCGCGUGUCCGCUCGUCGAGCGCACGGUGGACUUUGGGCCGUUGAUGCCUAGGGAGCUCGAUGUUGUCCGGUGGCAGUGUCAGAAGAAGGAUUGGAAGAAGCAUCGUUUCGAGUGCAAGGAGGCAGAGGAGCACAAGGAGAGCUAG